GCGAGCUGCGACCCCGAUCUUUGAUCCAUCUGCACCGAUCACGAGGCACGCCGCUCCCCCUCGUCAUCUCCCAUUGCGCGGGUCGCCGGAGGGGGAAAGCAGCGGCCAGCGGUCCUCUUCCCACUCUCCGCCUCUCCCCCCGCUAGAUCUCGAGGCUUCUAGAAGCUUCUGCCGACGUUAGUGUGCUGUCCAGAUCUCGAACCUUCUAGAAGCCUCCACGGGCCGCGGCCCUCCCCGCCUCCUCCAGAUCCCGGAGGACGCGAGCGGGGGAUCCACGGGACCUUCGACUUGGAGCACCUGCUGCCAGGGAUGCCGGUGAGUUGCUCGCAAUUGUAUCACUACUAGUACAUGGGCUCAGUGAAUGGCUGUGGCUUCGCUCGGCUGCGUGCUAACUCGUGAUCCCAACUUUUGGCGGCGUGGCGUCUCUCUCCUGCUUAGUGAUGCCACUUAGUGAGCGCUUGUGCUAAUCUUCUUCGAGUAAAUUGAUCAUGGCUGAUUUGUAAUGUCUCAACCAUGUUUUUCCUUCUCAUCUUGCCGGAGCAUACAAGAACCACUGCAUUUUAAACCUCAAGAGCCUAAAGUAGUCGUGGCGGAGAACGAGAACGACAAGAUGGUUGAUGUUCAGGACAAGGAGGUCACCAUGGAAGGCCUCUGCUCUGUGGCCGCUUACGAUCAGUGGACGCCUCUCUCAGUCCCAGGACAGCGCCCGAAACCUCGAUACAAGCACGGAGCUGCCGUAGUUCAGGAAAAAAUGUAUGUCUUUGGUGGAAACCACAAUGGCCGUUACCUUGGUGACAUUCAGGUUCUGGAUUUCAAAAGUUUGUCAUGGUCAAAGCUAGAAGCUAAAGUUCAAUCAGAAUCAGCUGAACCAGCUUCUGUUGCUCCAUGUGCUGGUCAUUCACUGAUUCCAUCCGGAAACAAGAUUCUCUCACUUGCAGGACACACCAGGGAGCAUACAGAGAGUCUCAGUGUAAAGGAGUUUGAUCCGCAAACCUGCACUUGGUCAAUUUUGCGUACUUAUGGGAAGUCACCGAGCUCACGUGGUGGUCAAUCAGUAACUCGUGUUGGGGACACUUUAGUUGUGUUUGGAGGUGAAGGUGGUGGGAGGUCUCUUCUGAAUGACCUGCACGUUCUUGAUCUUGAAACCAUGACUUGGGAUGAAUUUGAGAGCACAGGCACUACUCCUUCUCCAAGGUCAGAGCAUGCUGCUGCAUGCUAUGCGGACUGGUAUCUCUUGAUAUUUGGUGGGGGAUCUCAUUCUACAUGUUUCAGUGAUCUAUAUCUCCUUGACAUGCAAACAAUGGAAUGGUCAAGACCAGAGCAGCACGGUAUAAUUCCAGAACCAAGAGCAGGGCAUGCAGGCGUGACGGUUGGGGAUAACUGGGUUAUCACUGGUGGUGGUAAUAGUAAGAAAGGUGUUCCAGAAACGCUUGUGCUUAACAUGUCUACUUUGGUAUGGUCGGUUGUUACUAGUUUUGAAGGCCGUGCACCCCCUACAAGUGAGGGAUCGAGCUUAGUACUUCACACAAUUAAUGGAGAAGAUUUUCUGUUGUCAUUUGGAGGAUACAGUGGACGUUACAGCAACGAGGUUUAUGCUCUGAAGACAAGUCUCAGACCAAGUGUGUCAUCUUCACGAAUAGAUGAACUGGAGACAAAUGGCAUGACCCCAUUAUCUGCAGAAGUAAAUUCUAGCAGGGAACCUAUAUUCGAAAUUGAAGAACUUCGAGAUGACAAGAAUAAGGGAGGAGAUAUCAGCAAAACCUUGGUGCAAGCAGUAAAGCGUGAGAAGAACCAGGUAGAAGAAAGACUUGAACAGGAAAAGCUGCAGAGCUUCAACCUGAAGAAGGAACUAGCUGAUGUGGAGAACAAAAAUGCGGAGCUUACUAAGGAACUCCAGUCGGUCCGUGAUCAACUCUCAGACGAAGCAGCGAGGGCUUCCAAACUCGAGGAUGAAGUUUCAGAGAUUCAACAACGGCUGCAGAAAAUGGAAACCCUUGAAAAGGAGUUCGAAUUGCUUCGGAGUGAAAGGGGUGGCGGGUCUGACGAAUCAGGUUCAGGCAGCAACAAGAGGCCCAGCAGCGUGGGCUUCCGGAGGUGGUAUGGAGAUGACGAGCGCUGAAGCGGGGACUCUUCUCUAGGAUCGCAUUCUUUCGUUUUUGGUCGGUUUCUGAUCAUAUAUAUUUUUCGGUUAAUCCAGUACUGAGGCUUAUAUGAAAAGCUUGAAAAUCAUUUUGUAAAGGAAAAGACUGAAAGUAUUUUUUUUUACCAAGAUCAAAUGCCAGAGCCUCAGAAACUUGAAAGUGUUACAUUCUGUGGAGUAUAUUUUUUCUGAGUUAUA
Messenger RNA from Triticum dicoccoides, 2338 nucleotides. Its product is annotated as acyl-CoA-binding domain-containing protein 6-like. Gene Ontology annotation, cellular component: cytosol. Lineage: Eukaryota; Viridiplantae; Streptophyta; Magnoliopsida; Poales; Poaceae. The record is from RefSeq and is a predicted model, not a curated record. The transcript is spliced from 14 exons. Bases 503 to 2119 code for a protein of 538 amino acids. Gene Ontology annotation, biological process: lipid transport. Gene Ontology annotation, molecular function: fatty-acyl-CoA binding; protein binding.